CAUCUGAAUUUUCACACGGGUAAAGAGGGGCGCGCGGCUCGUUUCUGCCAGUUUGCUCUCUGGACGCAGUGCAAGAGAGAGGAAAGCAUAUAAGAGGGAGUGAUGAGAAAGUAGACGACGUAAAAGGGCACAUUAAGAAAUUUAAUUGUAAUAACCACUAUGGCCGUUCCUGCGACUCUUCCGGUUCACUCUGGGACUUCUGUGGUGUCCGGUAAACUCUUCAGAACCGACCCGUUCUUCUCGAGUCCCGCGGACUCUCCGCGACUGAUCAACUCGCUGAACGCGACGCUUCCGAGCGGCGUAGCGACAAACGAGUGCAAAAUCGUGGAGGUGCACGGGGUGAAAGUCGCUUCUUUCAACGUUGAUGGACAGGAGCUCAUUUGUCUCCCUCAAGUCUUCGACCUGUUCUUGAAGCACCUUGUCGGCGGACUGCACACCGUGUACACGAAACUCAAGCGUUUGGAUAUAAACCCGGUGGUGUGCACCGUGGAGCAGGUGCGCGUGUUGCGCGGACUGGGUGCCAUCCAGCCCGGAGUGAACCGCUGCAAACUCAUUUCCAGGAAGGAUUUCGAAGCGUUGUACAACGACUGUACCAAUGCAAGCUCUCGUCCAGGCCGCCCACCAAAGCGUUCCUAUGGGGCCAGUGUGCAAGACAGCCCCAGAAUCCUCCACCACAGAGCAAACAGCCUUCUGUCUCCAGCCCUGCUGUCACCCACAGGUCUAACAACAAUGGCUGAAGCUUUGAAGAUACAGAAGAUGAAAAUGAUGAUGAAUCUACACAAGACCCACAAUGGCUUAGAAUUCGAUUCAGAUGACCUCAACUCUAAUACAGAUACAGGAUGUAGCGCUUUGUCCUGGGAGAGAGAGAAACGUUCAUCACCUGCUUCAGAGAAAACACAUCACAGCAUGAACAGCUCUCAGCUCAACUCUCUCCAACACACCCAUCUACUGGCCAACAGACUGGACCUGCCCUUCAUGAUGAUGCCCCAUCCCCUGCUUCCUGUUGGACUUCCUCCUGCCUCUGUUGCCAUGGCAAUGAACCAGAUGAACCACCUUAAUACAAUUGCCAACAUGGUUGCCAGUGCACAGGUGCACAGCCCCGUCUCCAGGCCGACAUCUGCCAUCAAGCAAGAGUGUUUUGAAGAGAGUCCCUCUAUGACACCAUCCGUUGAGGGGAUUGUUCCUCAGAAGACUGAGCCCUCACCUCAACAAAGCAGUUCAGUUCCCAGCAGCCCCACACACCCUUACAUACACUCUCCUCAAAAAACAGCAUAUGACGUUCAUGAUGAACAAAGGGAGACAGACUCAGCUCUGCAUAUGAACAGACUUUCCAACGACAGGGUUGAGCAGAAUACAGCGAAGCCAACAAUAUUUGAGAAGGUCCCAGCCCAGACGUUUCCCUCAGGCUUCCCUGCUUCCCUCCUUUUCACAGACGGCCUCUCCUCUGUGGAGACUCUGCUCACUAAUGUCCAGGGUCUGCUAAAGGUGGCUUUGGAGAACGCCCGUCUGCAGGAGAAACAGCUUCAGCAAGAGAGGCGAGAGCUCAAAAUGGAACUGUACAGAGAGAGAGAGAUGAGAGAGAGUCUAGAGAGACAGCUCACCUCUGAGUUACGCAGUCGAGCCACCAUUCAGAGACGUCUGAAGAAGGAGAAGAAGGCAAAGAGGAGGUUACAGGAGGCGCUGGAAUAUGAGUCCAAGCGGAGAGGGCAAAUCGAGCAGGCCUUACAGCAGGCCACCUCAUCAGACUCUCUCAUACACGAUCCAAUCAGUCUGGACAUGGAGACAGAACGCUGCAGAAGCCCGGAGGACAACUGCUUGUUACAAGAAAGCAGAUCAUACACAAAAAAUCCAAUAAUAUACUAAGAGGAGGUGAACUCCCAAUGAGAGAGCAAGGAUGUUCUCCACAUCAUGGAUCAUCCCUACACAAAAAACAAUCAAAUUCCUAAAUGCAGUUUCCAAUGAAGAGAGGACUUCACGGUUUUACACAAUGAGCUAUGUUGGAGAAGAUCUUCUCUUUGACCCAACUGAUUGCUCCAUCCACUCUUAUUCCCAUCCUCACAACAUUCGAGAUUCCUCAACUGUUGUUUUAUCUACAUACAUUGUGCUUAAUUCCCUGUUUAAGCUCUUUGGAGACGGGCGACGUCCCGUUACUUGUUUUGAAGCCUUGACAUUAUCCCUUCAGGACAGUGACCUUCAGUCUAAUGCCCUCAGGAUGGGCUGAUGAAAAUGUAAAAAAAAAAAAAAAAAAAAAAACGAGAGAAAGAGAAGGAAAAGAGAUGCAUCUAGCUUGUGUUUCAUUCUUGUUGAAAGACUCUGAAGAGUGUGGAAUGUUACAUUUUGUUGCUUUUCUCUUAUUUGCCCAUCUUCUGGUUCUUCGGUUCAUUUUAUCUCUCUUUGUAGGUCAGUUUAGCUUCUUGAUACUGUUUAAAAUGUUCACCUGCUCUUCAGUUUGAGCAACCAUAUGUGCUAGUUUUCUUUUGUAAGACCUUGCGUUAUUUUAUUGGCUUUCAGUCAGAAGGAAAAGCUAAUGAAUGUUUAUUCUGUAUUUUGAAUCUUUCCUAAUGAGAAAUACAGUAUUACCACCACGUCAUUCAUUCAAAAGUUUUGAAAAUCCCCCUUAAUGUUUCGCCCUUCAUAUGAUACGUAGGUCUUUGGUUUGUUGAAACCUGUGGUUCCCAAGCAUUUACGGAGAUUUGAUUCACUAACCGUUUUAGCAUAGGCUAAAACUAGACACUAAGACCGCAGAGGAUAUUUGGCAUUUCCCCCAACAUAUGAGUCUUUAUUUAGUCUGAGAGUUACUUAAAGAGGAAAACAGACUUCCCGCAGAACAGAAGUUCCCUACUGCUUUUGUCAGGAUGAGCCUUGAGACAUCUUUCCUAUAGGCAUUUGAAUGCUAAAUCAUGUCUUGAAAGGUGUAGAUCGAUGUCUGUCACCGUUUUGUGCACCAGAAAGAACCGAGGACACAAAUAAACAAUGCUAUGCUCAUGUCA
Ctenopharyngodon idella (grass carp) is the source of this 2990-nucleotide messenger RNA. It is a transcript of the gene dachb, whose product is annotated as dachshund b. The transcript is spliced from 12 exons. NCBI's taxonomy places the organism in Eukaryota, Metazoa, Chordata, Actinopteri, Cypriniformes, Xenocyprididae. The coding region runs from base 160 to 1863 and encodes 567 amino acids. The record is from RefSeq and is a predicted model, not a curated record.